AAAGUAUCCGAACGCUUGAAAGAAGUUGGAAAUGAAUUGGAGGGAAAAUUUAAGGAUUCUUUCAGUAAUAUGUGCGAAAGAUUAACUAUUACGGAUACAACUGCUUACCCAACGUUUGUGGGUGUCGUUAAUGAGUUAUUUUCUACGGGUAUCAACUGGGGUAGGAUAGUCGCAUUUAUUGUUUUUUCAAGUAGGCUGGCGAUCCACUUUAAACGAAAUGGGAUGCCUGAAUACGUGAAGAGCGUUUAUGGAUGGGUUGCAAGAUAUAUGCAUACGAAAUUAUCUACCUGGAUCGAAGCGAACAGAUCUUGGGUGAGC
This is a messenger RNA of Trichoplax adhaerens, 318 nucleotides long. RefSeq lists its product as hypothetical. The annotation marks the transcript as partial. The record is from RefSeq and is a predicted model, not a curated record. NCBI's taxonomy places the organism in Eukaryota, Metazoa, Placozoa, Uniplacotomia, Trichoplacea, Trichoplacidae. Gene Ontology annotation, molecular function: protein heterodimerization activity; protein homodimerization activity. Gene Ontology annotation, biological process: regulation of apoptotic process; intrinsic apoptotic signaling pathway in response to DNA damage; extrinsic apoptotic signaling pathway in absence of ligand. The transcript has a single exon. Gene Ontology annotation, cellular component: mitochondrial outer membrane.